Molecule: messenger RNA, 1478 nt
Organism: Pimephales promelas (fathead minnow)
Lineage: Eukaryota; Metazoa; Chordata; Actinopteri; Cypriniformes; Leuciscidae
Source: RefSeq, a predicted model, not a curated record
AUAGAAGCUUCAGUGUCAUACGUAACAUCACUAGUUCGAGCACUUCCUUUUGCGAAAACACGUUUUUCAUUUGCGUUAUUUUAUUAUUUCCGGUAAAACAGUUGACAAGAAGUGACUGAUACUAACUGGGCCAAGAAAGAGUGAAUUUUCCACUGGGUUUGAAAACACCAAAAAAAAAAAAAAAAAAAUACAAAAAAAAAAAAAAAAAAUGGCAGAAUCUCUCUUUGAUGCUCAAAAUCCUUUAAACUGUCCGGUCUGUCUGAAUCUGCUUAAGAACCCAGUGACUACAUCUUGUGGGCACAGUUUCUGCAUGGACUGUAUUAAGAGAUGCUGGGACCAGGAGGUUCAUAGAGGCGUUUACAGCUGCCCUACAUGCAGGACAACAUUCAACCAAAGACCAGCUCUCAGCAGAAACACUGUACUGGCUGAUAUUUUAGAGGGAAUGAAGCAGAAAGAUCCAGCUAGACCUGGAGAUGUGACGUGUGAUGUUUGUAAAGGAAGAAAAGUAAAAGCCAUCAAGUCUUGUUUGUUUUGUAUGGCUUCUUACUGCCAAACUCACAUCCAACCUCAUUAUGAAUCUGAAGCUUUUAAAAAGCACAAGCUGGUCAAAGCUUCCCCAAAUCUACAGCAGCAGAUCUGCCCUCAACAUCAUAAAGCACUGGAGCUUUACUGCUACAAUGACCAGAAGUGUAUUUGUGUAGUUUGUAUGGGAAAUCAGCACAGUGGACAUAAAACAGUCUCGGCUGCCGCUGAAAUGGCAAAAAAACAGGAGAACCUAAAAAAAACCAGGAGGGAUUUCAUUCAGCACACCACUGACAUAGAGAAGGAGAUUGAGCAGUCUCUGAAAAAUGUGGACAUUUAUAAGCGCUCUGCACAGGCAGCAGUGGAGAACAGUGACCGAAUCUUCACCGAGAUCAUUCGCUCCAUUCAGAAAACACGAGUCGAGGUGAGAGAGGAGAUCAGAGCUCAGGAGAACAAUGAAGUACAAGAUGCUGAGAAUCACAUAAUGAGACUGCGGCAGGAGAUUGUUAAACUACAUAAGGAGAAUAGUAAAGUGGAGACACUUUUACAUACAGAGGAUCACGUUUAUUUCUUCCAGAAUCAUGAUUCCUGUUCUAAGCUCAAUCAGCGCACAGUCUCACCCCGGGAGAUUAAUGACGUCCUGACAUUUCAGAUUGUAGAGAAAUCUGUAUCCCGCCUGAAGAUACAACUGGACAAACUCUGUCAAGAGCACAUGGGCAGAAUAUCACUGAAGGUUGCUGAUGUCCACAUGUUUAAAAACAAUUGCGAUUGGGUGCUGGAGGUGGUUCCUGGUGGGGAGGAUUCGGAACUGGAUUCAGAUUCAGAUUCAGAUUCAGAUUAAGAAUGGGAAGGAUAGACUGCAUCGACCAAAGGACAUUGUUGCUAAAUGGGUAGAUUACAUUACAUUAGCAUGAUACUUAAAUGGCCAUAAAACUAUUGCUCAGUUACUUGGUAAA